Messenger RNA from Ogataea philodendri, 1485 nucleotides. RefSeq lists its product as uncharacterized. The transcript has a single exon. The record is from RefSeq and is a predicted model, not a curated record. Gene Ontology annotation, molecular function: snoRNA binding. Lineage: Eukaryota; Fungi; Ascomycota; Pichiomycetes; Pichiales; Pichiaceae. Bases 1 to 1485 code for a protein of 494 amino acids. Gene Ontology annotation, cellular component: box C/D methylation guide snoRNP complex; small-subunit processome.
AUGGCCGGACUUGACUAUCUUCUUUUCGAAGAGGCCACGGGAUACGCCGUCUUCAAGGUGAAGAUGCAACAGGACGAGAUUGGCUCGAGACUCAAGGAGGUCCAGAGCGCCUGUAACGACCUGGCUGCUUUUUCCAAGCUUGUUGAGCUUGUGUCCUUUGCUCCGUUCCAGGGAGCUGCCCAGGCUCUUGAGAACGCCAACGAGAUCAGUGAGGGACUUGUUUCCGACUACUUGAAGUCUGUGAUCGAGUUGAACCUGCCAAAGGCUUCCAAGAAGAACAAGAUUGCUCUUGGUAUUUCUGACAAGGCCCUUGGACCUUCGAUCAAGGAGGUUUUUCCAUACAUCGAGUGCCACUCCAACGAAGUUGUGCAGGAUCUGUUGAGAGGUAUCCGUGUUUUCGGUGCCAAGUUGCUCAAGGGUCUUCAGGAGGGAGACUUGGAAAGAGCCCAGCUUGGUCUUGGACACGCCUACUCCAGAGCCAAGGUUAAGUUUUCUGUUCAAAAGAACGACAAUCACAUCAUCCAGGCCAUUGCUUUGCUCGACCAGUUGGACAAGGACAUCAACACUUACUCCAUGAGAGUCAAGGAGUGGUACGGAUGGCAUUUCCCAGAGCUGGCCAAGAUUGUUCCAGACAACCACCAAUACGCCAAGCUUGUUUUGUACAUCAAGGAUAAGACUUCUUUGACCGAAGACAGUUUGCACGACGUUGCUGCCAUCGUCAACGAGGACGCUGGUGUUGCGCAGGAGGUGAUCGACGCUGCUCGGAUUUCUAUGGGUCAGGACAUUUCUGAGCAAGACAUGGUGAACGUUUUGGCAUUUGCCGAGAGAGCAGUCUCUAUUUCCGAUUACCGCAAGAAUCUCUCUAGAUAUCUGACAGACAAGAUGCACACUGUUGCGCCUAACUUAUCCGAGCUUAUCGGAGAGGUUGUUGGUGCACGUUUGAUUUCGCACGCUGGUUCGCUCACAAACCUUUCCAAACAGGCUGCUUCCACGGUGCAGAUUUUGGGAGCCGAGAAGGCUUUGUUCAGAGCAUUGAAGACCAAGGGAAACACUCCUAAAUACGGUCUGAUCUACCAUUCUUCUUUCAUUGGAAAGGCUUCUGCCAAGAACAAGGGAAGAAUCUCCAGAUACUUGGCCAACAAGUGUUCGAUUGCUUCUCGAAUAGAUAAUUACUCUGACGAGCCAAAUAAUGUUUUUGGCCAGAUCCUUAAGAAACAGGUGGAGCAAAGAUUGGAGUUCUACGACACCGGAAAGUCUCCGAUGAAGAACUCGGAGGCUAUCCAGGAGGCUCUGCAAUUAUCCGGUAAGGACCUGGACUCUGUUUCUGAUAUUAUUGAAAAGCCAGAGAAGAAGGAGAAGAAGGAGAAGAAGGAAAAGAAGGAGAAGAAGGAAAAGAAAGAGAAGAAAGAAAAGAAGGAAAAGAAGAGACACGCUGACGAUUCUGAGGAUGGAGAGAAGAAGAAGAAGAAGAAGUCUAAAGAUUAG